Molecule: messenger RNA, 2192 nt
Organism: Lonchura striata (white-rumped munia)
Lineage: Eukaryota; Metazoa; Chordata; Aves; Passeriformes; Estrildidae
Source: RefSeq, a predicted model, not a curated record
GGCCGCGCCCCCGCCGCACUCCCGUGGAGGGGUUUACACCCCUCAGGGCCGCGGGCCCGGGUGGGACGCCGGGCUGUGUGCCCAGCAUGGAAAAAUAUGAGGUGCUGGAGCAGCUUCAGCCCGGGGCACUGGGCACGAUGCUGGUGGCUCAGCUGAAAACACACCAGGGUGCCCAGAAGAAAUAUGCAAUAAAGCAGGUUGAAUGCAUUGACCAACACCAAGCAAAUGUGGCCUUGAAGGAGGCAAUGGAUUUGCUAAAACUCUGCCAUUCUAAUAUCUGUGCUUACAAGGAAUUAUUUCUCACUUGGAAUAAUGAGGUCUCAUCUCUGUUCCUCUGCCUGGUCAUGCAGCACUCAGGCCAAGGAGAUCUUUCAGCUCUAAUCAAGGAAAAGAGGCAGAAGUCAGAAAAGAUAACAGACAUGGUGAUUCAGAAGUUCCUGGGACAGAUGGUGGGUGCCUUGUUUUACAUACACAAACAAAAUAUUUGGCACAGAAAUCUCAAGCCAUCAAACAUCCUUGUGACUGGUGAACCAUCCUUCAUGCUGAGUGACUUCAGUACUGAAACACUUAUGAAAGAUGAGCUGAAAUGGAAAAUCAGAGUGGAAGAAGAAAGCAAGUCUUGGAUGGCUCCAGAAACAUUUGGACUUUCUUUCACUGAGAAAUCCGACAUCUGGUCCCUGGGCUGUGUCCUCCUUGAUAUGAUGAGCUGCUUUGUUCUGAAUGCAGAAGAGAUAAAUUCCUUACUGCAGAAUAUCAGAGAGGACAGCAGCUGCCUGGAAGGAGUCCUGACCCUGAUGCAGGAUGGAGAAAGCAGCUAUUUGCCUUUCUUUCCAAUUUUAGUGAUGAUGCUACAGAUUGAGCCCAGCAUGAGACCCACAGCAAGGGAUCUGGUCACUGUUCCAUUUGUUGGGAAAUGCCUGACUUUUGCUGGUGACACCUCAAUAAAAUUAAAGAAGUCUCUGCCUCCCACAAUAACAGAUGAGCUCUUUCAGGGAGGAGUUGAAAAUGUUCUAGAAUUCAUGCAGGCUUUCUGGGAUAUUGAAGAGGUCCAGGCUAAAGGCAUUCAGCACCUUGCCAGAUUUGUAGAUGAUGAAAGUGCAUUCCCCAAUCUGCUAACUUGCACAGAAGUGAUCACUCUUGCCAUGAAGAUUCACACAGAUUCUCUAGAUUUACAAGUUGAAGGCUGCACUUUGUUGCUUGAAAUUCUUAAUCAAGCUCUGGAACAGGGGGUGAUGAUGGCUCUGGAUGAGAAUAUGGCCAGCUGCCUGUUACACACAGUGAGGAAACAUUCUGAAAAUGAAGAGUUCCUUUCAAUGCUCUGCACGUUAUUGAUGAUGGUUUCAGCCAGUGAAGUAGCUGCGGAGAACCUAAGGAAAGUUGGAAUCAUUCCAGACCUUCUGUCAAUUUUAAGACGUUUUCUUCAUAAUGACAAGAUCUGCUUCUCUUGCUGUGCCGUUCUCUGGAGCUUGGCUGUGAGUGGUCAUUCAGAGAAUAAUGCAGACCAAGCAGUGCUGGAAAGUGCUCUCCCUGUCACCUCAGCAGUGCUUCGGAAACACCUCCAGAAUGGAGUCGUUGCAGAGUCUGCCUGCUCAGCUCUGUGGGCACUGGCACUCCAAGGUUGCUUAACUGACAGUGACUAUGAACCUACAGCAGCACUUUUGCUGGAUGCACUCAGGGUGAACCCAGAAAGAGCAGUGCUGGUGAAGAAUGGCUGCCUGGCAUUAGCCAGCCUUGUGAGGCUCUCAGAAACUGCAGCUUUGGCAAUCCUGCUGGACUCAGAGGGCAGUGGAAUAGAGCUGAUCAAAGAUGAGUAUCACCUUCAUUCCAACGAGCCAGGGGUGGCAGAAGCUCUGUGCCUGCUGAUGAACGAGAUGGUUCAGUAUGAAGAUUCAGACCCUGGUGAACGCAACACUUUUGAAACUGAGGAAGGAAAAACGCUUUGUCUGAGAACAAGACUUGGCCACUGCUGGAUACAAAAGCCUGGAUUCUUCAUUAGAGGAUUCUUCUCACCAGAAAAAAAAAGAAUAUUGGGCUAGUAGUAAUAUGCAAACAGGUAUUUAUUGAUGGUUUGGGUACCACAAUGGUGUAACUAACAGCAAUAUUUAAGAAUUCACCUUGUAGUAAGACCUCACUUUGUGGACCUUAACAUACUUGAAAUAAAAAUUUUAAUCCUCCAAAUUUUGACAAAGCAA